Messenger RNA from Dovyalis caffra, 687 nucleotides. The record is from the annotation of a GenBank genome assembly. NCBI's taxonomy places the organism in Eukaryota, Viridiplantae, Streptophyta, Magnoliopsida, Malpighiales, Salicaceae.
AUGCGCCUAAAUGUUUUUGGUGUUGGCGGGAACAUUUUUGUACCAAGCAUUUUUUGGGUUGCGCUGCACGACUUGUUGUUCACUGGAGGAGUUGAAACUCGGAAGGAUGGACCACGGCCUUUCUGUUAUUCAGGUUUCAGUGAUGCAGCUGGACUUGCUGGGAACCUCUUUGCUUUUGUGUUAUUUGUGUCGCCGAUACCAACAUUUAGGAGAAUUAUCAGAAACAAAUCAACUGAGCAGUUCUCAGGAUUGCCUUACAUAUACGCUCUAUUGAAUUGCUUGAUCUGCCUCUGGUAUGGCAUGCCAUUUGUAACACCUGGUGUUAUAUUGGUUGCAACUGUAAAUUCAUUUGGGGCUGUUUUCCAAUUAAUCUACACAAUCAUCUACAUAAUUUAUGCUGAUAAAACCAUAAAGCCGAAGAUGUCAGCAUUACUCGUUUCAGUAUUUGCGCUAUUUGGUGUGGUAGCAUUUGUGAGCCUGAGAUUUUUGGACUCUCAUUUGCGUCAGAUGGUUGUUGGAUAUUUAAGUGUCUUUUCUCUCAUCUCUAUGUUUGCGUCACCCCUUUUUAUCAUUGUACCAAAUGGAAUUGGAACAAUUUUGGGGAUAGUUCAAUUAGUACUUUACUACUAUUAUAGCAGCAAAUAUGGUGAAGGUUCAACAGAACCCUUGCUAGCUUCAUAUGCAUGA